UUCAAGUUGGCGAGAUGGAGACGACGGGCACGCUUUUGAAGAGGCCACGGAAAACCUACAGCUGCCUGCUCUGCAGAAAAGACAAAGCGAAGUGCGACCGCAGAUCGCCCUGCGGGAGAUGUCUGAAGAAGCGUUUGGGGGAUGUCUGCGCGUUCACAAAGAAGGACUUACAGCCGUCGCGCCAGAGCGCGCCCGAGAUCGAAAAAAGGACAGGCCAACGUCCGCCAAUAAACUCGGACCCUAUGAUCCGAGAUCAGAGCACUCCCGCCGAAGAAAGCGAGAAAGCAAGCUCCUCGGGGAAUAUACCGCCAGCGCCGCUCGCUCAAUCCUCUUCAGGCGAUCCUCGCGGCUUCACCAAGUCAAAAAUCUUCGCUGACCUCACUGCGGAUCUCAGGACACUUGGUCUGCCUCAAGGGAAAGACAGACCAGAAUCACGACCACUGGGACUUGCCGCUGGUGAUUCAACGAAGCACCGUUUGAAAGACGUCCGCGAAUGGUCACCUGAUCUGCUUCAUGCCGAGGAGUUCGAACCCAUGGUUGCUCUCAAGAUGCAAGAGCUUCAAAACGCACAGUCCGUAGGACCCCCAAGACAUGACUGUGAUUCUUCAAAAGAGGCGCAGACUAGAGACUUUGGUGGCGGAGAGAUUGGAGUGGCACCUCGUGUGGUGGGGCGGCUCACCAUCCCGUGCGUUCCAAGCAGGCUGGCGUGGUGCUUUCUGGACGACUUUCUCGAUCUUGUCCAUCCUAUGAUUCCCAUCCUGCAGCCUCACCGGCUCAGAGCAGUCAUGGCUGAGUACUGCAACGCGGCAAGCAAGGUCGAGCUUCCGAAGCAGGAUCUAGUGUAUAUCUUGAUCGUGCUAGCUGUGGGCGCGGGAUCACAUGCUGUAGCCUUGCAAGCUGCUAAUUCCCGAAUCCGCGAUGAGGCGAUGCUUCGAGUCUAUCAAUUACUUGUAUUGGAGCGUGUCGCUCACGAAGACGAUACGCAGACAAGCAGGAGCUGGCUUCAACCUCGAUUCUGCGCGGAGAAGGCGGCAGACUUUUACACUGCAGCCAGGUUCCUGGUGGUAGACCUGGAGGCCGAAGAGCCCAGCAUCGAGGUAGCCAAGUGUUUCCGUCUCUUGGCUUCGUUCAACCUCAGUCAAAAUCUUUGGCUGGCUUUUUCUUUCGGUUGCAAGGCUGUGAUGAUGUCGAUGGCCCUCAAACUACACACUCUCUCGCCUCAUGAAGCCACGACAAUAGACAAAGCGGAAGAAGCACGGGAAGACGUCUGGAAGCUGUGGAUCUGCUGCGCAACCUUUGACAACAACAUUUUCCGCUUCAGAAAACUCUUGCCCGAGCGUCCACUGGCCAAUCGGCAGGAUAUCGAGGCUGUCAAGAUGAAGGAGCCGUACAUGGCUCAUAUGCUCCGAAUGGACGCCAUAGCCGCUCGCAUGUCGAAAUUACCUCCGAUGGACUCCCCGAGCUGGGUCGGUCAGAAUCCUGAGCGGCUAAGAGCGCAAAUAUCAGCGAUAGAGCUUGAGCUAGAUUGCGCUCGACAGGCCUUGCCGGAGGAUUCGCCCUUCCCUCUCGACCCCGAACAGGAAAUGGGACACAGAAACUCGUCUAUUGUCUUGACUGCCAGGCUCAUGACCUGCGCAUCGUGGACAUUUCAUCGUCUCCUGCUUCAUCGUCCGUACCUCAAAGCCUGUGUUCGCGGAGAGUCAUCGCCUUCGGUGGCAUCCGACGUCGCUCUUUCGAUCCGUUGCAGCGCCGAAGCUGCAACGAUGUUGUGUGACGCUGUCUUGUGCGUCAGUGCAGUAGAGGAUCGGCUCCACAGAUAUGCGACGGGCAUUUGCAUCAACCUACACAAGAGCUGCAGUACCCUUCUUAUCUGCAUCGUAGCUUCGUUGGAGUUUCUCGACGCAGAAUUCGACGCAACGACCAGAUCUCGUUGGGUAGAAACGAUGAGAAGGACUCGAGCCAAGGCGGAAACAUUUGCGGUCGAUGCAAACGUAGCUAACCCAGAGACCGCGAUAAUCAAGCAGCUGCAGGCUCUCUGCGAGCGAGCUGAGAUUCUUUCAAGGAGCACGGAGCGCUCUUCGAAUAGUGUUGAGCCUUUUCCACACAUCACUAACUCAGCGUCUCCUCAGCCGGAGCUGCCCUGUCAGCUUGGGUCAACUAUUCGAGCGCAUGAUUCGGUCUCGACUGAAAGGGAUGGUGUGCAUCCGAUAGAGCACUGGCAGAUCAGCGCAGAUCAGCUUCUUGACAUCCUAACGGAGGACGACGCUUGGUGGAAUCUGCACCCUCCUGGGAGGCGAGCGGCUGCAGACGGCAGUGAUACGAGUGGCUGACUGAUCGUUACACUUAGAUGAAUCUUUGGUGGGGAG
Molecule: messenger RNA, 2366 nt
Organism: Acaromyces ingoldii
Lineage: Eukaryota; Fungi; Basidiomycota; Exobasidiomycetes; Exobasidiales; Cryptobasidiaceae
Exons: 5
Coding region: 15-2330 (771 amino acids)
Biological process (GO): regulation of DNA-templated transcription
Molecular function (GO): DNA-binding transcription factor activity, RNA polymerase II-specific; zinc ion binding
Source: RefSeq, a predicted model, not a curated record